Molecule: messenger RNA, 4072 nt
Organism: Ictidomys tridecemlineatus (thirteen-lined ground squirrel)
Lineage: Eukaryota; Metazoa; Chordata; Mammalia; Rodentia; Sciuridae
Gene: Runx1
Product: RUNX family transcription factor 1
Biological process (GO): neuron differentiation; hemopoiesis; ossification
Cellular component (GO): nucleus
Molecular function (GO): ATP binding; DNA-binding transcription factor activity, RNA polymerase II-specific; RNA polymerase II cis-regulatory region sequence-specific DNA binding
Source: RefSeq, a predicted model, not a curated record
CCACAGAACCACAAGUUGGGUAGGCUGGCAGUGUCAGAAGUCUGAGCCCGGCAUAGUGGUCAGCAGGCAGGACGAAUCACACUGAAUGCAAACCACAGGGUUUCGCAGAGUGGUAAAUCAUUGAAUCCCCCGCCUUCAGAAGAGGGUACAUUUUCAGAAGGAAGCGAUGGCUUCAGACAGCAUAUUUGAGUCAUUUCCUUCGUACCCACAGUGCUUCAUGAGAGAUGCCAGCACGAGCCGCCGCUUCACGCCGCCUUCCACCGCGCUGAGCCCGGGCAAGAUGAGCGAGGCGCUGCCGCUGGGCGCCCCCGACGCCGGCGCCGCCCUGGCCGGCAAGCUGAGGAGCGGCGACCGCAGCAUGGUGGAGGUGCUAGCCGACCACCCGGGCGAGCUGGUGCGCACCGACAGCCCCAACUUCCUCUGUUCUGUGCUGCCCACGCACUGGCGCUGCAACAAGACCCUGCCCAUCGCUUUCAAGGUGGUAGCUCUAGGGGAUGUUCCAGAUGGCACCCUGGUCACGGUAAUGGCUGGCAAUGAUGAAAACUACUCGGCUGAGCUUAGAAAUGCCACCGCGGCCAUGAAGAACCAAGUGGCAAGAUUCAAUGACCUCAGGUUUGUCGGUCGGAGUGGAAGAGGGAAGAGCUUCACUCUGACCAUCACCGUGUUCACAAACCCACCGCAAGUAGCCACCUACCACAGAGCCAUCAAAAUCACAGUGGACGGACCCCGAGAACCCCGAAGACAUCGUCAGAAACUAGAUGAUCAGACCAAGCCUGGGAGCUUGUCCUUUUCCGAGCGGCUCAGUGAACUGGAGCAGCUGCGGCGCACGGCCAUGAGGGUCAGCCCGCACCACCCAGCCCCCACGCCCAACCCUCGGGCCUCCUUGAACCACUCCACUGCCUUUAACCCUCAGCCUCAGAGCCAGAUGCAGGAUACAAGGCAGAUCCAGCCGUCCCCACCAUGGUCCUACGAUCAGUCCUACCAAUACCUGGGGUCGAUUGCCUCUCCUUCUGUACACCCAGCAACGCCUAUAUCACCUGGACGUGCCAGUGGCAUGACAAGCCUCUCUGCAGAACUUUCCAGUCGACUCUCAACGGCGCCCGACUUGACGGCUUUCGGUGACCCACGCCAGUUCCCCGCGCUUCCCUCCAUCUCAGACCCUCGCAUGCACUACCCAGGCGCCUUCACCUACUCCCCGACGCCUGUCACGUCGGGCAUCGGCAUUGGCAUGUCGGCCAUGGGCUCGGCCACCCGCUACCACACGUACCUGCCGCCGCCCUACCCGGGCUCGUCGCAGGCGCAAGGCGGCCCGUUCCAGGCCAGCUCGCCGUCCUACCACCUGUACUACGGCACCUCGGCCGGCUCCUACCAGUUCUCCAUGGUGGGCGGCGAGCGCUCGCCACCGCGCAUCCUGCCGCCCUGCACCAACGCCUCCACGGGCUCCGCGCUGCUCAACCCCAGCCUCCCGAACCAGAGCGACGUGGUGGAGGCUGAGGGCAGCCACAGCAACUCGCCCACCAACAUGGCCCCGGCCGCGCGCCUGGAGGAGGCAGUGUGGCGGCCCUACUGAGGGUGACGGGCCUGCGCAGCCUCCAAGCCACGCGUCUGCUCGCUGCCACGUGGGCACGUGGCGAGGCCAACAGGAAGUUCCCGGAGGGAAACUGUGAAUGCUUCUGAUUUAGCAAUGCUGUGAAUAAAAGAAAGAUUUUAUACCCUUGACUUAACUUUUUAACCAAGUUGUUUAUUCCAAAGAGUGUGGAAUUUUGGUUCCUGGGGGGCAGGGAGGACGCAAUUCACCCUGUUUGGCCUCUCAAUUCUUAUUUCUAAUUUUUCUUUUCCGCACCUUAUAAAUUGCAAAAUGCAAAUUUGCAUUUGGGUGGUUUUUAUUUUUUACAAACAUUUAUAUAUAAAUUUGAGCUUGCUUCUUUCUUGCUUUGACAAUGGAAAGAAAUAUGAUUCCCAUUUCUGUUAAGUUUUAUUUAACUUUUCUUUUGGACUUUUGGGUAGAUUUUUUUUUUUGUUUUGUUUUGAGAGACAGCUACAGCUUUGGGUCAUUUUUUAACUACUGUAUUCCCAAAAGGAAUCCCUAGAUAUUUAUGUAUCUUGAUGUUCAGACAUUGACUUAUGUGUUGAUACUUUUUUAAAAACUAUUUAAGUGUACUUAUAUUAAAAAGAAAGAUAUCAAGUACUACGUUUUUUUUAUAGUAGCCAAAGUUAAAUGUAUUACAUUGAAGAAGGCUGGAAAAAAAGGAUGGGUAAUGUGAUUGCUUGGUUAUUUAGAAAUAUUGUUUACAUUAAACUCCCUUUCAUGUUAAUCAAACAAGUUGGUAGCUAAUGCAGCAAUGUUUCAAAUAGGAUUUUAGACACUGAGGGUCACUCCAAAGAUCAGAAGUAUGGGAUUUUUCUUCUAGGCUCAAUACAGGGUCUCAUAUCUGGCCUCUUCAAACAGGUUAAAUCUGGCCCCAUAGGUGCUAAUGAUUCCACCUAUGAAGAGGAUUUUUUUUUUUCUGCCUAGGGGUAUACUCACUCCAUGGCCUUCUGAGAAUUUCAGUCAUGUUUUGUAACAACACAUCCAAACUAAGCUGUGUGAAGGAGCAGUAUUUACUUGGGAAACACAUAAAUGAUUGAAUUUAUCAUUUCUUUAACUGCUCAAUUCUGGGAUAGCAAGAAAAUAUUUCUCUUUGAUAUAGCACCCAUUCAUUGAAGCAGAAUAGGACUGUGGCUAUCCCCCAAAGAUGGGAGCAGAAGAGAGAGGACUGGGUUCUAUUAGGACCACAGGUCUCCAGCUAAAUUUUCAGAGGGUGGGCCCAAAACCAGGCCUGAAGAAGUCAAUUUCCCUCUGCCUGCCUCAGUGGAAUCAUGUGGGAGAGCCUUAUACCACCUGUGCAGGACCCCCAUCUCUGGUUGCUCACUCACCAAGUUUUGUGCUGCUUCCACCAGGCUGAGACCCUGCCCUAUGGGGUGUGUGCACUUCUAUCUGUGCACCAGCAUGACAUGAAAGUUCAUGUCACUGCUGCCCAUGGCUACAAUUCAAAUGUAUGCAAUGUCACUGUAAAUUUUAUAGCACUAUUUUUAUUGGAGGACUUGGUCAGAAUGCAGUUGUUGUACAACUCAUAAAUACGAACUGCUGUUUUGACAUGUGUGCUCAAAAUGAUCUGGUUGUUAUUUAAUGUACCUCUUAAUUAGUUGAGAAACAAUUUCAGGUCAACUCUGAAGAGUGUUUGAAAGCAGGACUUCAGAACAGUGUUUGAUUUUUAUUUUAUAAAUUUAAGCAUUCAAAUUAGAUCUUUGGCUGCAGGCAGCAAAACAGCUGGACUUAUUUAAAACAACUUGUUGAGUUAUAUAUAUAUAUAUAUUGAUUAUUUGUUUUACACAGAUGCAGUAGCACUUUGGUAAGAGUUAAAGAGUAAAGCAGCUUGUGAUGUCAGGUUGUUCUUAUCUAGAAGAGCUAUAGCAGGUCUUGGAGAAACUCAGAAAUAUUCAUUUUCAUUUUAGAUAAUACUCCCGCCACAAUUAAGUUCCAGUAAAUUAUUCCAUAUCACACUUUUUUGCAGCUUAAUUAUCACCAAUGUUAGAAAAAUUGAAAAUUAAUUUCUGAAAAGGACCAUUAGCCUAUUUCCCCCAAGUAGAACUUAAAUGUUCUUUUUAGCCCAUGUUUCCAUACAUGACCUAAGAAAAUGUUGGGGAAAGAUGAAGGAAAAAAAUUAUAUUUUUCACUUUAAUUCUGGUACCUGAAGAUAUUCCAACUCAAAACCAGCCUAUUACCCUAAGAGGGGAAUCAGAUAAUCUCUCAUGGAACCUUUACUCUCAAAGCCAUGUAUGGAGAGGGUUUAUCACUUUGUUGUAGACUCAUUUAUUUGGCCAUUCAGAGCUUCACAGACCCUUACCAGCAUAUAUAGUAUUUAAUCAUUUCAGGAAAAAAAACACAUUAGUUCUUUUGGAGAUAGGUCUCAUCCAAACAAAUUUUUGCCCCUGAGGAAUUGUAUUCAUUACCUUCAGGUAAAUUAAGAUAUUAGCAAGACCCUUAAGCCAACCAUGUAAUUACUGUAAGUAUUUGGGAACAUUGGUCCAG